Messenger RNA from Girardinichthys multiradiatus, 10763 nucleotides. It is a transcript of the gene bahcc1b, whose product is annotated as BAH domain and coiled-coil containing 1b. The record is from RefSeq and is a predicted model, not a curated record. Bases 378 to 8465 code for a protein of 2695 amino acids. Lineage: Eukaryota; Metazoa; Chordata; Actinopteri; Cyprinodontiformes; Goodeidae. Gene Ontology annotation, molecular function: chromatin binding. The transcript has 28 exons.
CUGAACUUCUAUGAUGCGUCUCUCCCAUAGCUCAGCUGAGCGCACACACAGCACAGUCUGCAGCAGCAGCAGCGUUAGGAUGUAAUCAAUCCCACAUGUUUCAUCUGUGCGACUCGGGGAUUUUCACUCGAAUAUUUUUCUACUUUUUUCCUUUCAUUUUACCCUCAUCGCUGUACAACGGAUCUAAGUUACCAGACAUGACGGGGACUCCGUUGCAGCCGCGCACUGGGCUCCGAGCAGCGACGGGAGCCAGAAGUUCAUAAAAAGGAUUACUAUUAUUAUUAUAUUUUACUUUUUGGGAUCUGGGUGCCUGAAACCUUCAGUGCCUCUGAAUUUUUUGCUUUGGAUUUUGUGGGGAUUUAACGCUUCUCAUCGGGAUGGAAAGCCGCGAUUUCGCGCCGCCGCACCACCUCCUGACAGAGCGAAGCGCCCUGGUGCAUAACGCCGCGUCUCGGAUGGCGCCGGGCGGCCACGGCUCCGUGCAGCACCCGGCGCACUUCCAGCCCGGGAAGUACUACUCAUCCCACCUACCCAUGGGUCCGCACUCAGGUGCCCCCUUCAUGGGCUCCUUUCUGGCCAGGAGUCUGGGGACACCACCUUCCCACCCACCUCACCCUUCUGGACCCGCUGCCUCCCCUUCCUCCCCUUCCUACAGGACUGGAACCCAUUCAAGCACCUCCCCUAUCUGGUUCCCACAUUCACAUGAAGGGUACCCUGGCUAUUCAGGAAGUCUUGCUUCUCCUUUUCUCUCCAUGAGUGCCCUGGAUCACCAUAGCAGCAGUCUCUAUGGACAGUCCCGCUUCUACGAAACCCAAAAAGAUCACUUCUACCUGAGAGGCCUUUCUCCCCAGUCUCCUCUGCUCUCCACCAAUCACAGCCUUCCUCCACUGUCCAGGACAGCCCUAGGCCACCCACUUGGCCCUUGCAGCCGUGAGAUGGACAGUGGAGGAGGAAGUGUGAAGAGUGUUAAAGAUGUGAGCGAAAAGGGGGUCUUGUCGAAAGAGAGGGAGCGAUUGAGCAACAAAGAGCGACAUCAGGACAGCAAAGAAAAGCAGCAGCUUCACAACCACCACCAUUCUCAUCAGAUGAACUCUGCCACCACUCCAUCUGGCUCCCACCAAGCUUACUCUCACCCACACCAUGCCCUUCUUCAACAUCUUGCCCUCCAGGGCCGGGAACAAGACCACAGAAACUCUUUAGAGCGACACAUUGAGUAUAAAGACAGUGACCUGGGUAGUCAGGGAGCAAAACCUUUGAGUGCCUGUAAACUGUCCAGUGGAACGGAGUCAGAGGCUGCCUGUGAAGCAAAAGGUGGAACACUAAGCAGUUGCAAUGGUGGUGGGGUGGGGAGAGUAUCAUCUGGAAUCACCAGGCAAGGCUCAAAGGAUGGAACCAUAAAUGGGGAAAUGAGAAUUAGUGAAUCUUCCUCUUUCUCAUCUGAAUGUAUGCGUCAAGGAACUGUUGCAGUAACAGCAUUCUUGGCACCCUCAAACCCUCAAUCUGUAGCUUCCUACUCCAUGCCUCCACCUCCUGCACCACCACCACCUCAUGCCUUGCACCUAGGCUCCACAGUAACUGGAGGGUGGCUACACCCUGCAAAUCAUCACCCUCAUUCUGAGUUUUACUGUCCUCCUCCCCCACCUCUAACUCUUACACCUUCAAAAGAUCCAACAUCCAGCCCUGGAGGAUCCAGCAGGGAAUCAAAGGUCAAUGGCACAACUUCCGUGCCCUCAGUUGGAUCACAAGUCGAUAUGUCAACCCCUGACUGCCGUGGGGCAGGAGGAGAGGUGAGAAAAGAUGAUAAAACUGCAGAGGGAUCACAUGAAAGCCCCUCUCAUUGUCCAAGUCGCCCUAGUAGCUGCCAGAGGAAGGACAAAUCCCAGCCACACCGACAGCAGAUGGGAUAUGGCAAAGCUGACAAACCUCCUGACUGGAACCACCAGACACAUCACUUCAACAAACCUAGCUCCAGUGCAAGCUCUCAACCUGAACUGAGGUCCUACAGUGUAGAAACAAAUUCCUCUUUUAAAGAGGCUGAAGUUGCAAAUGAGAUUUGCAAUCCUCUCCCACAAGAUAGUCAGCGGACAAUCAAGACCGGUCUUGAUGCUGGUGCUUCUUCCCUAAGGGACUGUUCUCUCACAAGCCCAGAUGGAAAGGUGGGAUCUGGGCUUGGAACUCAGAGGGAAGGACAAAAGGUUGCAAGGAUACGGCACCAGCAGCACACCAGCCAGACCGCAGGAGCAGAGGAAAGGGUAAGAGAUGGAAGUCAGGCAGCAUCUUUAUGGGGAGCUCGAGGAAGCCAGCAAGAGGACCAGGGGAAAGGUAGCCAUUUUGCAUCAGUUAGUAAACAGCCUCCGCCGCUACCCCAUUCAUCAUCAUCACACACAGCUGAUGGUGAGGGGGGUGCCAUGAAGAACCUUAUGAACUACAGCUCCCAGCAACCUUUGUUAUUGCCACAGCGAAGCCCCUUUGGCGGUCUAGGCUGCCUUAACAAGAGUGGGGAGAGAACAGAGCGGGUCGACAGAGGAGGAGCUAAAAGCAACAUGUGCUUGCAAGACCCCUCCAAACAAUCUCUCCCUUCUCGCCGUGGCUCCACUAACGAUGGAGAAAAGACUGAAAGGGGUGCAAAGGAAGCCGGAGAAGCUGGAGAGGGGGAGGUCCGACAGCCUCCAGUGGGUAUUGCUGUCGCUGUAGCUCGGCCUCCCCAUCGUUCUCCAGACAGCACUCCUGGAAACAGCAGACAGGGUCGGGUUCUGCCCAGCCUUAAAGGGGUAUCGCGCUGUGUGUAUCCUCUUGGUCGGGAGUUGGAAGAGAGGAAGAUGAUGACAGAGGACCAGAUUGGUCUUCAUCACCUCGACAGAGACAGAGACCUGGUCAUCAGGGAAAACAAGGACUGCAUGGAGUUUGCUCGGAUCCACCCUUCCAGUAGCUGCCACGGUGACCUGACCCCUCACCUCCUUGUCCCUGGUGGAGCGAGUCAAUUAGGGGACCCUGUUGCACAUCCUCACCCAGCUCACCACCACUGGAUGCAGAGGACAGGAAGUCCCUCCUACUGGAUGGGCCCUUCAUACAGUCUGGGCCAUGUGGGGAUGAACCCCGGCUUCCCACCAGGUCUUGCCAGCCCUUUGCAGCCUGUCUUGGGGUCCCUCAGCCAAGAUCCUAACUCCCCCCUCGUGGUUCUUCCUACAGAUCCAGGGCCUCAUCAUCCUCUCGAUGUUCUGGAGCAGUCCGGUCUGUGGCCCCCAGUGUAUGGAGCCAGAGGCCCUCCCACUCACCUGCAGCCCCACCCAGUGUUCUCCCGCACCUCGUUCCUACAGCAGCAGGAGUUGUAUGCCAUGCAGCAUCAGCACCACCAACAACAGCAGCGUGCUAUGGGACACAUGCAACGACUCCCCUUAGGACAAAGAAAACGUGAGGAGCAUACAAUCACAAUAGACGACUCUCCCAAUGGAUCUCCAAAUUCCAGAACUCCAUCUUCUUCCUCCUUUUCUUCAUCCUCUGCCUCAUCCCAUGCAGCAAAACCAUUCUCUCACACCCUUCCUCUAACCAAGAUCUCCACACCAUCUCCGGGACUGUGUCCAAGCAGCCGCCAGUCGCCCUGCUACCUCUCACCAUCCACUCGUUUGACGCAUCCACCAAAUCCCCUGACUCCUGCUCCGAGCCCCGCAGCAGCAGCACCACGCUCUCCGGCCCUUAGCCCUGCACCAUCACACCUCUCCAAAGGGCUUGAGAGAGGGAGUGACAGAGGAGAAGGGCAACCACCUCAGGACUACCCACAGUCCUUAGAACCAGACUUGCCUCCUGUUUAUAGCUUCUCUCCAAUUUCCAUGGGUUACAAGGCCGGACCUUCGCCUCCUGAAGAGCGGGCGGCAGAGCAACCUUCGGAGGAAGAACAGCCAACAGGGUGUGAAACCAAGUCUCUCCCAAAGCAAUGCCGCAUCCCACCUCUCACCGAGGAGGGAACAAGGGAAGAAGAGAAUACAGUGGACUGCAAAGUGAUGGAGUCCGUGACAGAAACGAUAGGAUGCUCUAUCUCCAAACCCCAGACCGCCUUUUCUGGGUCGCCGCAAUGCCCUUUCCGAGCACCAGUCUGCCCAGCAGGCAAAACCCUAAAAGUGGACGUUCCUCUAGUUUGCCUUACGGAACCCCAGAUGUCCAAAGAGCAGGGAGACAAUUUGGAGGACGGCAAACGUAAUGACAUCGGGAAGAGUGAGAUAGCAGAGCCUGAACCAGCUGAAUGUACUGUCUCUGUGCCUGUAGAGCCUAGAAAGAGGGAGCUGGAGCAGGAUCAAGACGAUAAUGAAGAGAUUGUUGAGGUGGUUGAGGAUAAGAAAGAGGAAGAGGAUGGGAGUGGGAAAAGUCCAGAUGAGGAAUUGGUUGCUUCCUCCUCUGCUGACCCGUUCCCCCCUUCCACUAUGACCACGGUGACCCAGCUCGAAGGGGCUUACAUGUGGAGUUUGGAGCUCUUGAUUGCGGCCGCUUUGUGUGCCACCAGAGAUGCCUUGUAUCCACCACCACCAGUUGCUCAGACUCUGGGCCCUUCUUCUCACCAUGGUAUGGAAAUAUUGGGGGAACUGGCUGAGCUGGAGAUCAAACGAAGGAGCAGGGAGAGCAAAGGGAAAGAUGUAGAAGGUAAGGAAAUGCUGACCUUUGACCUCCACAGUCUGGCAACGCUGGCGGCGGCCAGGGCUUUGGAGACAGGCAGCAGGACCGUGGACGAGGAGUCUGACCAGCAGUGUCUGAUCAGGAAAAGGCUAAACCUUCGCAGGAAGUGCAGCUGGACACCUCGCCACGAGCCGGUGUGCCCAGUGAAGGGAUCCAUGGAAACGAUGGGAGGGGAGGAGCUGGCCAUGCGUGUCCAGCUGGCUGAGCUACAGCGCCGCUACAAAGAGAAACAGAGAGAGCUGGCCAAACUACAGAGGAAACACGACCACCAGAAAGACGAAAUGUCUCGUAGCCCCGCUCGCCGGGGGCCUGGCCGCCCCCGCAAGCGCAAGUCCACCCCCGGCCCAGCUGCUGUAGAGAGCUCCAAAAGACUUAGGACUGGGCUGAACAUACUAGAGCAAAAGACCAGGAAUAACUUGUCCAAUCACAGCUUCGACAGUCUGAGCAUUGCUCAGAUGAAAGCUCGUUGUAAGCACAAAGGCCUACCCAGCUCUCUGAGCUCCAGGCUGGCCAGGCGGGUGACCCAGAUGAAGCAGAAAACCACUCAGCGUGAUGCACCAACAGUCGGCGGGCUGCCCAGCAGUGAGGAAGACCCUUUCAAGAAUUUCUGCAGACAAGGGGGCAAAGGUCGACAGGACCGGAUGCUGCCAGGCGAGACUGUGAAGAAGAAGAGGGGUCGAAAGCCCAAAGUGGUGAUGGGCAUCAACCCUAACCGAGCUCACCACAGGGACAGACAGGACACACAUGAUGUAAGGGAAAACAAGACCUGCAGCGAGAGUUCGGAGCAUGAGGUUGACAGUGACGACAGUGAAGAGGAAGCAGGUGAUAUGAAGAUUACCUUAUCCUCGAAAGAAGUUCCUUUAAACUCUGCUGGGACUUAUACCUUUUCAGCUCAGUCCUCCAAGCUCCAAGCAAACCUGAAAGCCAGGAGUAAAAGACCAGGACCUCCAGGCCUAGGAAACUUUCCCUUUAUUGAGCAGAGGAGUGCACCCAGGAGGCCACAUUUCAGCAACUUGGACAGGGGAAAUCCAGAUCACGUGGAGGCUAACAAAGCUUCUCUCCCCAGCUGGGGUGUGCCAUCACUGGGCUGCAACUUUGGGGACAGCCACCAAGCUCUGACUGAGGCAAGGAGACUCAUCAAAGACAACGAGAGAAAGGCCUCUGUAAGACAAGGCUCAAGGGGAAAGGAAAAGGGUCACGGAGUGAGCAGGCUCCUGCAGAGCUUCUCAGCUGAUGAAGGCUUCCGUUUGGAUGAGGAGAGCAGCUUCUCUGAGGGGGAAGAGGAUGAUGAGGAGGAGGACGGGCUGAAGGUGAAGCUGUCGUCCCACCUUCCCCCCAACAUGCCUUCCAGAAUACCGGCUCUGCCAAACUGUGUCCUGAGCAAAGAGAUGCUGGUAGAUGGCCUGAAGAUCCUAAUCUCCAAGGAGGAUGAGCUGCUGUACGCCGCGUCUGUUCAAACCCUGGACUUGCCUGACAUAUUUAGUGUCGUCAUUGAAGGGGAACGGGGAAACCGCCCAAGGAUCUACUCGCUGGAGCAGCUACUACAAGAAGCUGUCUUAGAUGUGAGACCCCAAACCGAGGCUAUCCUAACAGAGGGUACGCGGGUUUGUGCCUACUGGAGUGAGCGUUCUCGAUGCCUUUACCCUGGUUACGUCCACCGUGGAGGUCCGGGUGAGGAGGACAAGGAGAAGGAGGAGAGUGUGAUGGUGGAGUUUGACGAUGGAGACAGAGGAAAGAUCUCCCUUGUAAACAUCAGACUUCUGCCUCCUGGAUACCAAAUCCGCUGUGCCGAACCCUCUCCUGCUCUCUUGAUCUCUCCGGGUCAUCGGGGUCGGAGAAGCUCUACAGCAGAGAAGAAAGAUGCCCCUACAGAGAAACUAGACAAUGAGGAGGUAGAAGGGAAGCCCCAGGGAAAAAGACCAGUUGGACGGCCGAAGAAAACAUACUCAGUGCCAAAGACAGCCAACACGUCAACUUCAGCAACCGACUCUGUAAUAAAGGGAAAGACAUCGCUGUUAAACUGGUCCAUACCCAGAAAGAGACCGCCAGUCGACUUCUUCCUCUUCAAUUGGACAUCCCGUAAGACCCAGCAGAAGAUCAGAGAGCGAGACUUAGGCUUGUUUCAUCGCCCAGCCCUGCAUUCUCUAGCACCACCAACCCCUAUUAAAAGCAUUUUUGGCACUGCAUUCGAGGUUGACUCAUUCAGUAGCAUUGCUAAUGGCUACUCAACCUUCGGAAAUGGUGGAGCCUCCGGAUCCGGGAGACCUGUUACCACCAUGGGUGCCAUGGGCCUCCGCGAGUUGCCUUGUUCUUCAUCAGUCACCAUGGCCGCGGCAGCUGGGAGCCGCAAGCCUUUGAGUGAGCGCGACAGAAAACACUUCUUAGUGAAGCUUGACCAUGAAGGAGUGACUUCCCCAAAAACCAAAAAUGGCAAAGCUUUGCUUCGACUUGGAGGGGUUGGAGGGAGAGGAGUAAAAGGCCAAGCUUGUGCAGGGGCACUUCUCCAAUACACACAACCUUCUCUUGUUGUGAAAAAUGACAAGAAGGUAGGGGAGGACAAAGAAAGUGUCAGGCGUCGAUCCGAGAUUCUUCUAAAAUGUGUUUCACCACUGAGAAAAGAUAUUCUCUCUGUGGAUCUUGGAGUGAAAGGUGGGGACUACAGUUUGGAAUACCCUAGUGACUGCCCUAGCUCUUACUCUGAGCUGGAUGAGGAUGAUGAGGAUGAUAGUCAAAACGCUGAAGCUCAAAGAAGACGAGCAGCCGUCUCAUCCCAUCGUGGCGGUCGUUUUCUGUCCCGUCCGUCUAUCUGCUUCUCAUCAUCUUCCUCCUCCUCUUCUUCGUCUGGUUCCAUUUCCUCCUCCUCUCUCUGUUCAUCUGACAAUGACUCCUCCUACUCAUCUGAUGAAGACUCCUCCUCUGUGCUGCUGCGGCGGGCGCUCCUCCAGCAGGACAAACAGAAAAUCAGGCAGAAUGUGAACUCCAGCCUCCAGGGCCCUGACCGCACGACCUCCAACCCCGCUUCAGCACCAGCUAAUGGCUAUAUCACCAAGGCUGGUGUGACCAUCAGAGGGUCAAAGGUGAGAGCUGACAGAGUGGAAGACAGGAAGGAGUAUAUCUCUAAAGGAAGCACGAUGGUCAACAGAAUGACUAAGAUGCAGCUGAAGAGGAAAGAAAGUGUUUCUAAUGACCACCAUCAAACCCACAGCAGUCCUGUCAGGCAGCAGGUGAAACAUGCUUCCAAGGAUUUAGCAUCAACCAAGAAGCAAAGGAUGUCUUCGCCUGAACCUCUUCCCAAAAUGGCUUCCCUGCUGCCUGGACGCCAGCUCUGGAAAUGGUCCGGCAAUCCCACACAGAGAAGAGGUCUUAAGGGUAAAGCCCGUAAGCUUUUCUACAAGGCCAUCAUGCGGGGCAAGGAGAUGGUGCGUGUCGGCGACUGCGCUGUGUUCCUGUCACCUGGUCGGCCCCAGCUGCCCUACGUGGGUAGAGUGGAGAGCCUCUGGGAGUCCUGGAGCUCCAGCAUGGUAGUCAGGGUCAAGUGGUUCUACCACCCAGAGGAAACUCGCCUGGGGAAGCGACAUCGUGAUGGCAAGAACGCGUUGUACCAGUCAAGCCACGAGGAUGAAAACGACGUGCAGACCAUCUCCCAUCGCUGCCAGGUGGUCAGCAAGGCAGAGUAUGACCACCUGAUGCGUGAACGCAAGCCGGGCAGCCCCUCCAAUGACCUGUUCUACCUGGCCGGAAGCUAUGAGCCAACCACGGGCCAGCUGGUCAGUGCAGACGGCAUGGUCAUCUUGUCCUAGCACCGUCCACGGAACCAUGAAUUCAAAUGAGUAGUUGCUGGAGUUCUUCAUGGUGGAGGCAAAACUAAGUUGGUUUCACAGAUUGAACUGCUUGAGAAUGAGUGAGCCAAUGUGUUGGUAACAAAGGAGAGCCAGUUGUUCAGAGGAAAGGGCUGGUCCAUGCCAGAUUUACUGAAGCUCUUUGUCGUACACAGAGUUUUAACCCUUCUUUAUGGUUGUCUCAUUUGACGUGAAAUGAUUACAGCAAGCAAAGCCGAGAUACCGAGGAGAGUAGCACUUUGGAUUGGAACGUCUUGGAAGUAAUACAAUGGGGUUGGCUUUCUGAAACAAAGACACAAUGUUAAGGACAGAUAUGCUGUAAACCACACUGGUUUGGAUGGAUGUAAUGGUCUUAUACCUGUAGUCUGAGUAGGACAAUGCUAUUAGAAGACCCCAGAUAGGACCAACAAACACUGUAGUUCUGACUUAAAUGCAUAUACGUGUCUGCAGAGGGACUGUGAUGGCAUUUAUUAAAAAUUUAAUGCACAUUAUCAGUGCUUCAACACAUGCUUGUGUUUGUACAGUAUUUGUGACAUUAUGCACGUCAAGCAAAGACAUAAUGUCAUGAUCCAAAGUGGGUAUGUCUCUGAUACUCUAAUAAUCAAUUCAGUGUUCAACCUUAGUUUUCUUAGUCGUUGCGACUGAAAGGCAGAACAAAGUUUCUCAUUUUAAGCCAUACACAUCGAUACCUCUCUAUCUAUGUCUGUCGUGUCUGCCUGACGGGGGCAAAAGACUUAUGUGAUUCGUGUGCAGGCAGUAGGAUUGUUAAUUUGAGCUGUGUGUGUGUGCCUGGGCUGAUGAGUGUGUGCUUUGUACAGCAUUCUGAAUAACCACACUGUAAAUAGUAUAUGAAUAUAAAUAAAUACGGUAUGUAUAUAUAUAUAUAUAUCUAUAUAAAUAUAUAGAUAUAUAUAUAGAUAUAGACAUGUACGUAUGUAAAAAAAAUAUAUGUUUAUGUGGUUUGUUUUGCAGAGAUUAUUGUAUUUUAGAGUUUUUUAGGGAUGGUGGGUGUUUUUUGGGGGGAUGUUGCAGAGAUAGAAGGUGGGCUCAUGUUUCCUUCUGUAUAAAUGCACUGAAUAGGACUAGAGGUUUGCAUUUGGGGUGAAACUCUGCAACCCAUUGAUGACUUUGUGGCUGUAGCCUUUGCUCUAGGUAAAAGAUAAAUAUGUAGAAAAGGUGUCUGGGAGGGAGGUUUUUUUAAAAGGAAAUCUGAAAAAAGGCUCUUUUUUAUACAUAUUUAGUUAUUAUUGUAUUCUUUUUGUGCUCAUUUUAAUCUGUUGGAUAUAGAAUGUGCAUUUCCUUUUAUUUCUGUUCAGCAAAUACUGGAAAUAAAAAUGCUGAAUUUCUUCCUGGAUCCUGAAAACAAAAAUUCAGCUUUUAUCUGUUUUAGCCUGCGUUCCUUUGGAAAAUAGAUAUUUAUCUGGCAGCAAAAUGAACCAAGAUACCAAAGCACCUGUGAGUUUAUGCUACACCACAAUAGAUUAAAAGACGUCCAAUCAAUUCUGAAACCGGGACCCCUGCAAUUUCAGAGGGAUUUCCUCUCGUCCUGUUCGCAUUCAUCCGAUGUUCAGGGAGGCAAAGUCCGUGCGCCGCCCAGCUGAUGCACUUGAGGUCUCUAUGGCAACCAGUAUGGCAUCACGUGACUGUGAAGGACAAUCAAAGAAAAUCCAUGGGACAAUGUUGAGAGACAAAAAUACAAGACAGAGGAUCAAAUUACAAAUUUAUGCUUCUCGUCACUUUUAUUCACGCUUUGCCAAAAAUGUCUGUACAUUUUUAUGUUGGUUUCUUUCUUAAUCAUCAUCUUGUUUAUGCAAGCCUGGAUGACUGUUUGCUUUAUAGGAUGUACAGGAGGAAGAACAUGAAUGCCUUUUUUCCCUUUUUAGGACUGACUGACUGACUUUUAACGGCUGUUUUGCUGUUACACUGCAAAGCAAAAGCUUUAAAUUGAACCUAAUGUGAAACUCAGCUUUGAAAUAAUGAUUUUAAGGGUCUAAAGCUGUAUUUUCUUUAAGAAACACUGGAUUGAAUUCUAAUCACAUUUCGACAGGGGCAAGAUCAUUGUUUGUUUUUUAGACCCACUGGAACCUGCUUUGUUUGGUUAAAAUAGCCUACUAAAAUAUAUAAUGUAAUUUCAGUCAUUCUUUGGAAAUAUGACUAAAAUAUUUCCUUGUGUACAAAAGAAAAAUAUUUAUCUUAAUUUUAUUGCAUUUGUGUUUCAUUAAAAAAAAGCAUUCGUAAGAAAUAAAGGAUCUAAAUUUC